Epinephelus fuscoguttatus (brown-marbled grouper) is the source of this 3815-nucleotide messenger RNA. Its product is annotated as serine/threonine-protein kinase SBK1-like. The coding region runs from base 454 to 1752 and encodes 432 amino acids. Gene Ontology annotation, molecular function: ATP binding; protein serine/threonine kinase activity. Gene Ontology annotation, biological process: peptidyl-serine phosphorylation; peptidyl-threonine phosphorylation. The record is from RefSeq and is a predicted model, not a curated record. Lineage: Eukaryota; Metazoa; Chordata; Actinopteri; Perciformes; Serranidae. The transcript has 5 exons.
CCCUGCGGAGCAGCGCUGCGAUUGGCCAAAGCAGAGACGAGGGGAGGGUUUUUCUUCCCCGUCCUCACCUUACUACUGGUGUUGUUUCCCUCCUGUGCUGCCUCCCUUCGCCUCUCCUCCCAUCCUAGAGGACAGAGCAAUGCGGAGACAAUAGGACGCAGAGCCGGAGGAGUCUGGAGGAUGCGCGGCGCCACAUCCACCGUCACACGGCUGCACGGAGGCUUUUCACAGGACACCGACAUCAGACGAUUCUCCCGGCUUAUCUGGCCUUAGUAUGCGAUCAGAUUAUCCCGUGUGUUUACCAGCAGCCUGGGCUGACAGGGCAGACUGCACAGCUCCCAUAUGGGAACCAACUGAAGGUGACACCAGCUAUUAGCUACUACUGCUCUGUCCCACCUGAGCGUCUUUUUCCCAGAUUUUUCUCCUGGUACAUCUCCCAAAACAGUCCCCAGCAUGAGUUCCUCUCCGCUGGUGUCUCGAGCCAACGUGGACAUCCUGGAUGAGCUGCAGCUGAUCGCAGCCCAGAACCUGGAGAGACUGGAGGUAAACAAGUAUUACGAGGUGAUCAGGGAGCUGGGCAAGGGCACCUACGGCAAGGUGGACCUGGUUAUCCACAAGAUCAGAGGUACAAAAAUGGCACUGAAGUUCCUAAAGAAGAAGACAACCAAGCUGAAGUCGUUCCUGCGGGAGUACAGCAUUUCACUCUACCUGUCUCCCUGCCCUUUCAUCAUUAACAUGUUCGGCAUUGCCUUCGAGACAGAUGACUACUACGUGUUUGCCCAGGAGUAUGCUCUGGCAGGAGACCUCUUUGAUAUCAUUCCUCCACAGGUUGGUCUUCCUGAGGCAGUGGCAAAGCGUUGUGUGCACCAAGUAGCCAUAGCUUUGGACUACUUGCACUGUAAGAAGCUGGUCCACAGGGACAUCAAGCCUGAAAAUAUCCUUAUUUUUGAUCGAGAGUGCCGCAAAGUCAAGCUGUCAGAUUUUGGCAUGACCCGCCGAGCUGGCUCACCUGUGAAAAGAGUGAGUGGCACCAUCCCCUACACAGCUCCAGAGCUUUGUGACGUCUCUCGUCAUGAGGGUUUCUCAGUGGACUACAGCACUGACGUUUGGGCCUUUGGUGUGCUGCUGUUCUGCAUGCUGACUGGCAACUUCCCCUGGGAGAAGGCACUGCCCUCUGACUCCUUCUACCAGGAGUUUAUUCGCUGGCAGAAAAGGAGGACGAACACGGUGCCGUCCCAGUGGAGGCGCUUCACUGAGCAGGCCCUCCGCAUGUUCCGCCGGCUGCUCUCUGUGGAACAGGACCGCCGCUGCUCCGUCAAAGAGGUCUUUGGCUACUUCAGCCACUCCUGGAUGCUAGACACAGAGAAUAACAACAAAAAUUGCAACGGCAACAGUGGAGGUGGCGGAGAGAGGGUUGGUGGUUGUGGAGGAGGAGGGGUGAGAGGAGAGGUGGACGGCAUCUCCUCAUCUUCAUCCGGGGAAGAAGACGAGGAACUCCUUGUGGAGAGGAUGAAGCAGCAGACUCUCUCCCCGCUGUCACCUCUCUCUCCCAUGUCUCCAGGGGUAGUUGAGAGGGCGAGUGGUGGCGGGGCUAAGGGUGGGAUGAUGGAACCAGGUGGUGGCCACCAUUUUGUGUCCGUCUCCACCAACAGCUCUGUGUCGUCCACCAAUAGCUAUGAUCGAAUGCCACGAGAAAACAAUUCACCUGGUGGCCGCAUGCUGGUGGCUACACCCAUUGAAAUCUGCGUCUGAGUGCAUCAGAAUGUUCAAGCUGUCACAGACUCACUGGUACACACUUUUAUACCUCUCAUUCAACCACAUAGAUGUGCAUGCAUGGACAAAGAAACAGACAUUGAGUACUAACACUUGUCCCCAUUUUAAACAUCUUGGGAAAGGCAGAGCACACAUGGAAGACUAAACAAGAGAGUAUUUGAAGAAUGCAUACAUUCCUUACGAGGUAGGAUUUUUGGUCAGACUGGAGUCAAAAGACUCCAUAAGAAGCCCCAUUUAUACUUUGAUUUCAAUGACGGGUGCAAAUGCAGUUUUGUGAAACCCAGAGGAAAAAUGAAAAGUUGCUUCCAUCAGAGAUUUUGUCAAUAAAACUAUCUGAAAAGAAGACCAAAAUGUAUUUCUUAAAGCAAUACUUUGAGUAAAAAAAAGCAAAUAUAGACACAAAGGGGCAGAGUGCUGUGUAAUCUCUUCAGGACAGGACUGCUGUCAUUUUUGGACGAAGCCAAGAGACAAAGAAUUUGUAUUUUUGAAAAAGACUAAAUACAGAGUUCAAAGAAAUAACUUGUAGGAUAAAAACAAGUGAGCAGUGGUUUAAAUGUUUCGUGUUACAAAAAUGUGAUGUGUGAAUGUGUCUGUUGUGUGUAUCACUUGUGUUCUGUGUGUUUGAAUCCAGAAAGUGUAUUUAUUUUGCUUUAAGAAUUUUAUUCUUUGUUUGAAUCUAAAAAGACUACACACACUAUUUUUUUAUUGUUAUUUGUAAAGCAGCUUUCUUUCUUUUUCAUUAGACUUCAUAUUGUAUUUUGGUGUUGUGGCAUAGCUGUGCCAAAUCCACACAGCUAUGAUGUGCAACACAUGUGGUUGGCUGCUGCACAUAUUGGUAUGAGUAGCUGCAUAUCAUGUAUGAGGUUUGGCCAACAGAAUAUUUUACAGCUGCUGCCUGUAAACCAGUAUGUCCAUUAGCAACAGACUAGUCUGAGAGAAAGCUUAUAAUGUCUCUGUACUUUGUCUCAAACAUAUCUACUUAACUGUUGACAAACUAUUUUCUUUUCACUCUCCAAAAUUCUGUUUAUAGCUUCUGUUUUCUUUGAAACAUUUCUCAAAAAUUCGUUUGUAUUGCUUGUUUUCCUCAAAACCUUUAGCAAAAUGUAUUGUCUGAAAAGAAAAGAGACAUGAUAAUUUUCAAUUCAAUCCGAAGAAAAAAAUCACAGAUGUCAGAAGAGUCACCUUUUACAAACUGCAUGAUGAGUAGUUCAAAGUUAUCUUUAUGAAGAAUUUGAACCAGCUUUGCAAAAAAAAAAAAAAAAUACUGGGAAAAAAAAGAUAAAAAGAAACAUAAAAUGUCGUGAUGUGAAAUUUUUGCCGUAGCACAAUUUCCUGCAUUAUGUUCCUGAGUGAAUAUUGCUGUCAUGAUCUCUUGAGACAUACUAGGGCUAAAAAAAAUCAGAACAAUAACUAGUUUCUAUUCAGUGUGUUGUAUUUGUAUUGCUGUUAUGUGGUGUACUCAUCUCACUACCUUCAGGAACAGAAAAAUAAAGCAAAGCAUGAGGACAUAGAGUGACAGAGCUGAGCUGAGUCACAGGUAGGGAAUUAAAUCAUGUCAUUUUUGCAUCUUAAUUCCCACCGGUAGUGAAGUAGUGUGGUGUGGAUAGGUUUUUCCUAUCAAGUUAAAAUUAACAGGAAAAAAAGUAAUCAAUUUCUUUCUUUAACUCAACAUUACCUAAAUAAAUACGUAAUCACUACUUUUUAUUUUACCAAAAUAAAAGAAAGCAUUGGAUCAUGCAUAGGACUGGGCAUUUUGUGUUAUGCUUUCCAGACGGAAUUGUGCAUGAACUUGUAUGUGCUAAAGCUCUGUUGUGAAAACCCAGAGCAGAGAGCGAGUAUGGAAAUUACAUCGUGUGACAAUCUCUGACCUCAUUGGCAGCCCUCUGACUCAGAACAAAGGACAGUCCUGAUAUAGAUACUGUAGCUGUGCUGUUUUCUAUAGCCCGUUGCUCUCCAUCAGCGAGCUGCAAGCAGCACUGAUUCUGAACAUUCACUGUGUAAACCUCAGCACAUCACAUUCAGCUGGGGGGGUGGGGGGGGGG